GCGCAACUGACAGCAGUUGUGCCCUCCUUCAUAGCUCGUCCGUCUUCUAUCUCUGCUCCUGCUGAUGCUGCUUCGCCGUUUCGUCUCCAAUUCUGAUAUUCCCUCCGACGGCUUCCUAUUUGCUCCGCCCAAACGCAUGGAUGCAGCGAAGGGUCUUAACGCUGCCAUAGCUGGUCUCAUGACCACAUUUAGGGAGAAAGAAAAGGCUGAGAGGCUGAGGCGGUGGGAGAACAUGGAGUACCGCCACACAGAGGAUGGCGUCUUCUUCGAGGUUUUCUGCAACCCUAAUGCUCAUGCCACAGCAUUCCACGCAAAAUACUUGGUCACUAUCAACGGCGAGAAGUUGCGAAUCACCUCCGAAAGUCAACUUAGCGCUCUAAAAUCCGACUAAGACCAAUAUAUUGACCAACAAAACUAAUCACGACUCUUUGAAGUUUGUUUCGACAAUAAUGUAGAAUUUAGCCAGGGUUCCUGGUGAUAGGUAGAAUGUCAGCAAAUAAAUAUAUCGAUUCUCUGGAGCAAGACAAUUGCGACCUACUGCAGCAAUUUUUCUUUA
Physcomitrium patens is the source of this 556-nucleotide messenger RNA. RefSeq lists its product as uncharacterized. The record is from RefSeq and is a predicted model, not a curated record. NCBI's taxonomy places the organism in Eukaryota, Viridiplantae, Streptophyta, Bryopsida, Funariales, Funariaceae.